CAGAAAAACAGAAAUUUGCGGUCAGAAAGAAGACCACUAUGGAGAUUGCUUAAUAAUUGUCAUUUGGAGAAAUUAAAAAGACAAAAUGGCAUCAAUAUUGAAAAACCAGAUCCUCAAGCAUCUGUCUAAAUUCACCAAGAACUUGUCCCCGGAUAAGAUCAACCUCAGCACUCUGCGCGGGGAGGGGGAGUUAUCUAACCUGGAGCUCGAUGAGGCCAUUCUCAUGGACCUCAUGGACCUUCCAACAUGGAUGAGGCUUAAGAAGGCUCACUGUAACAAGCUCACCAUCAAGAUUGCUUGGACAAAACUAAAGAGUCAGCCCAUUGGUAUUUACUUGGAUGAAGUUGUUUUAGAAAUGGAAACAUGUGAUGACCCAAGGCCGCCGAACAACCCUGCACAUGAGGCCAGUUAUAGGUCUGGAGGAAAGUAUGGCUUUUCUGAUCGAGUCAUUGAUGGCAUUUAUGUACAUAUCAACGCCGUGUCAGUCAAAUUUAUGUCCAAGAAAUUCCACGCAUCUCUACAGCUUUCCCGAGUUGUAGUGCAAAGUAAAUCUCCGAACUGGCAAAAGACAGAUGACCUCCGAUCAACAAAAAUAAAGGAAUCGAGUCGUGGCGAGAUUCUCUUGUUUAAAGAAGUUGAAUGGCAGACAACUCGGAUUGAGGCUACGGCAGUGGAAGGGGAGACAAACGACUUCCUACUGACGCCACUACGACUAAUAGCCAACCAAUCAAAAGUCAGGAUCACCAUCAAGAAAAACCUCAGUGACUGUAGUAUAAUCUCCACCUGUGUGAUGCUCUUCCUGGACGACAUCCUUUGGGUUCUCACAGACACGCAGUUAAAGGCGGCCAUCUUGUAUGCCAAUUCGCUACGGAUGAUGAUAGAGAAAUCCAGAGAGCAGGGUAAAAAACUGGCUGCAGAAACAAUUUUGCGUCAGGGACAGUAUCGACAGAUGUACCCUCAGCAACAGGCCUCUCAGCGAGCCCGCUCCCAGUCCAAUGCCACGCCAGCCCAGUACUUCAUGAAAUACGAUGUACAAACCACGUCCUACCAUCUCAUCAGCAGUCGUAUCGACCUCCACCUCUGUGACGAUUCCUCACCUGAUUCUAAUGUAAAUGACAACCCAAAACACAACAAGAGGAUUGAGGGCGGAGCUAUGCAAAUUACAUUCAAUAAGCUGUCAUUAGACAUUUACCCUUUCAACCCAGCAGAUGAGGAAUUGAUCAUGUCUCGCGGUGGAGAAAGGAAACACUGGUAUCGGUACAUGGACAACCAAGGAUCACGAAACUUCUGGGUACAGCAGCUGUUCGCUGCCUUCAAACAGGAUGUCACUAGGGCCCGUGAAACAUGCUGUGUCGCGUCUCCCACCCAGUCACCCGCACAUGAACCAGUCAAUCAGAAACCGACAGAGAAACCACAACCAACCAAUCAGAAUCCCAGCGGAAGUAGAUCUCCACCGCCUCCCCCUCCGUCUCACCAACAAGUCCCUCCCAUCCGAGUGCCAAGUCAGCGUCCACGGUCCACCAAGUUACUGGAGAGUUGUACAGUCCUCAAGGUAGAGGAGUUUAUCAUCUACCAAGUGUCAACUGCAGACAACAAACGUAACACUCCGUGCAAGUUCCUUAGCUCGGACAAGAAGCAGCUCCAUCUACCGUCGGACAUGUCUGUUCUACACAUGGAGUACACCGACUAUUUCUUCCCCGAGGGCAUCAACUACCCAGGGAUCAGCAAAUCAAAGUCCAAUUUCUACGGAACAGUGCCCCAUGCUAACCUGUACAUGCUGGUAAACCCGAUCCGACUCAACCUGGACUACCUGACACUGCUGUGGGUCAACUUCUUCAUGCUGAACCUGUCCCAGUCAGUGACACCAGAGAUGUUGGACGACACCCCUAAACAACACGUUGACAUCAAGAUUGAGGCCCUAAUGCCAAGGGUGAUAGUGUCGGCUGAGAAGAAGGUCGAGAGUCAGCCUGACAGGCCAGAGGGUGUUCAGUUACAAGUGUCCAAAAUCUGUGUCACUAACACCCAUGUAGAAGAACACACAGGCCGGGCAGAUCUCGCUGAGGUGCUUCGUCAGUAUAAGGACGGCCAUCUCUUUACUUCCUUACAGUACCCUAACAACAACAAUCCGCUGAUAAGCCUGUCCCCUCACUUCAGUAUGUUUGCUAACGGACAAGACAAUGCUUAUAUGCAGCGUUAUGCCAAAGACCUAGUGGCAGGUCGGUUACCCCAGGGCAUUGAAUCUCAGGCAGGGUCAGAAGCCAUUGCCAAGCUCCUCAAAACCAACACCUUGAAGCGUAAUGCUAGCUUUGAUGUCUGGAGUGUGUGUGCCGAUCAGGCAUGGCUGGAGUUUGUAGGUGUGCCCGUUUCCAAGUCCCGCCCGAUUCCUUUUGUGGAGUCGGUGCCAGUGUCUCUCUGGUUCUGCAUGCCAAUAGUGAUGGACGAGGCAGAAACCAAACUCUGCCAAAAUAACCAGCUUGAUGUGGUCGGCAUCAGUGGAAAUAGCAGAAGGGGAAGUAGUAAUGCCGGCUCCUUUCCGCCAUCCCCAGACGGGGACCCAUACAACUCCGUGUCUCCACAGAGAGACCGCCCAGCACGAAAACUUCUCAAGGAAUAUUACUCAACAGACAGCGAAUCAUACGACACAAGUCCCGACGACAAUCCGUCAUCUUGUGAUAAAACGAACAUAUCCUUGAAACCCGAGGAUAAAGGUCAGAGUUCACAGCUGGCCAACUACAACAUUGUGGCUAAGGUUGGCGGGCCAGUAAAAGCCCAGAUGAGUCAUUCCCAGUACCUGUUUCUAAUGAGACUUUUAGAAUCUUUUACGGUCUUCCAAACUCAGUUGUCAGUGGAUGUAGAACAUUUCCUGGGAGUGUCCGACUCGCCCACCACAUUUUCUGUCCCACUUGUGGUACCUGACCUGGAGUUUGUCAUGGUGUGCCCUUAUGUGGCAGAGUUACUUCCCUUCACACACAACAUGCCUGCUAGCCCGUCUGGGGCAAGUCUACGAGACGGAGAUCUGAUGGAGGAGGGAUAUAUGAAGGACGAAGGCUCUCAGCAGAUUGACCUCGACCUAGGACUUGUAACAGAGGAUGAGGACAUUAGGGUCAAUGAUAGCAUUGUGGACUCUGGGUCACAGUGCUCCUCCCACACAGCCAUCUCCAAGUCCCUCAGCGAUUCCAAGAUCCAGUGUCACACGGGCUUGGGGCUGACGGGAGUCGAGGAACACAGCAACCAAGGGAUGUUUGUGUCGGCCCAGAUAUCCCACUCAAGUCAGGGCCUCGCCGACAACCACCACGAUUCCUCGUCUGGCUACGACUCCAGCUUUGGAUCUCGUGGAUCAGGUUCCCAGCAAAUGAAGAAAUCGGCCAACAAGGCAGCUGAUCAGAUGAAAAAAUCAUUCACAUCUGCCUUGUCCGGUAUUACUGGUCUGACGGACAAAAUUAAAGCGAAAAUAGACUCAAACGAAGAAAUUGACGAUUGUGAUACCAUGAGUAUAAGAACGGACAACUCUGACGACGACCUAGACUUUGAGAUGUUGAAUUUAGAGGAAACCGAGAUGCCUGCGUUUCACCACCCUAAUAUUGGAGCAUCGGAGACAGCGUCAUCCACCGACACAGAUAUGCAGGACGAUAUGUCCAGCUUAUACGCUGAGAGCUCUGCGGCCACAAAGGGCAGAGAACUGGUUUCAGUGAUUGCAUUUCGUGUGCGGGGUUCUGAGAUUCUGAUGCAAAAUGAUGGAAGUGAUACAGCGAUUCGGAUCCAGACACGCCACCUCAGCACCAACCAGCCUGGUAACAUGUACUAUGAGGACUUCUACAACAAGUUCACCUCCACACCAGGAAUGUUUGGCCAGAGCGAGAUUUCACCAGAUGAUCUGAAAACCUUCACAAUCAAACUGAAGAUUGUGUCCGGACCAGGAGCUGAUGCCGAGUUACCAAUCACGACGCAGACAGAUUCACCGGGCUACCUAAGUGUAAUGGCAGAGAAGUGUGGACUCGCCUUCAACACCUCCAGUCUCGCUAACAUGGCCAAAUUUGUGGAGGACGAAUCGACCGGGCAAGCCCUACCGAUGCAUGUCACAGUCAGCGACUUCAACCUAUCGCUGAAGGAUGAUGCUCCAAAGCCCAAUAUACCACCUGGUCCCCCUAUGGAGUGUAUGGUCCACAAGCUGGCCAUAUCUCGUGGGUACGACGGCAUCUUCCAUUUAACAGCCGAGUCCGUCUUGUCAAGCGGCCCUGAAACAAAAGAGUUGUCAGGACAACAGACGGAGGACAAGGAGGAAGGGAGACCAUCGUCACCUUCGCAUCAGUCCUUGUUAUUAGAGAAUCAACAACUCAAGAAAUCUUUACAGGAAAUGUCUAAUCUCCUACAAAGCCAAAAACAGUUAAAUCGAAAAGUGCAACAAGAUAUGGAAAGUAUACAAAAAGAAAACGAAAACCUGCAAAGUAAACUGUAUAAGAUUUCAUUACCAAGUAAUGGCACCAACGACAGCGAGAUUCAUGCGAACGCGGUGAUAGCUGAGAAUCUGAAACUCCAGCAAAAGAUCAUCGUUCAGGAAGACGAGAUCAGUACCCUGACAAAGGAAAAGGAUUCUCUACUUGACACGCUCAAACUUCUACAGGAUGAACUGUUUCAGUCUGAGUCGCGGCGACGACACAUCGACCAUCACAGUUAACCACAGCUUGGGCUACGCAAAUAGUGCUGGCUCGUAACGGAUGGGUUUAUCUGAGGGAGAAUGUUGCCAGGGUGACAGUUCUGUAUGCAAGUGUUGUCAUGGGGAUUGUUGAAAGAUAUGAAUGAGAGACUGUUGCCAUGGCAAUCAACCAUAUAACGAAUGAGAGUUUAUCUUAACAUGACUGAGAGUUGACACGAUGAUUUGUUUUAUCAUAUCACUGUGUUGUUGGUGGAAAUUGUUUGGUAUCCAGAAUUUUGUCUGUACUAUAAUCUUUUUCCAUAUGGGUAAGAUGAUGUACAUUUUAUGCCAUAUGGAUUUAAAUCAUGCCUGUGAUGUAUAAUCAUGGGUACUAUUCAUAUUUUGUGUAACCACGGAGACUUUACAUACUUUUAAGUAGCCAUUAUAGUACUCUUACUUAGUGUGACCAUGGUUAUUGUCAUUCUUUGUGUGACCACGAAUACAACUCUUACUAUUCAAAACCAUGGAGAUUCCUUUUACUUUGUAUAGUCAUGAUACUACUCUUGUAUUGUGUAACCAUGGAUACUCCUCCUACUUUGUGUAACCAUGGAUACUAGUCUUACUUGGUGUAACCUUGGAUACUCGUAUUUUGUGUAACCAUGGAUACUCCUCAAACUUUGUGUAAACAUGGAUACUCCUCAUACUUUGUGUAACCAUGGAUACUCCUCAAACUUUGUGUAACCAUGGAUACUCCUCUAACUUUGUGUAACCAUGGAUACUAGUCUUUCUUGGUGUAACCCUGGAUAUUCAUAUUUUGUGUAACCAUAGAUACUCCUCAAAUUUUGUGUAACCAUGGAUACUAGUCUUUCUUGGUGUAACCUUGGAUACUUAUAUUUUGUGUAACCAUGGAUACUCAUAUUUUGUGUAACCAUGGAUAAUCCUUAUACUAUGUGUAACCAUGGAUACUCAAUCUUUGUUUAGUUAUGUAUAUUUCUAAUUCUUUGUGUUACCAUGGAUACUAAUGUUACUUCCUGUAACCAUUGAUACUCAUAUUUUGUGUAACCAUGGAUACUUUUCCUUUGUGUAACUAUGGUUACUCUUUAUACAUUUUGUAAUCAUGGAUACCCUCUUGUUAUUUGAAACCAUGGAUACUAUCAAGGCACAAUUUCGGUCCCCCAUUUCAAAAAAUAAUGUAAUUGUUAAGAUAAUCGAUCAGACCAUUGCAUUAUGAUGGACAGGGGGAGAAAUUUGUGAACAGCGAAGACUUAUUUUCACCUGUAAUAGCCCUGAGUAACAUUAGUCUGAACAAUAUGAAUGCUAGUCAUGGGACUGUGAUUAUGCUAGAAGAAACUUUAAAGAGUGCCAUUGACUGUUUCACAACAAAACUAGUUGAGGUUAGUACUUGCUUGACAUGUUAUAAAAAUUGUAUAGUUAUAGAAGAGUGUAAUAUUUGUGUGAAUUUUGAAAACCAAUAAGUUAUUAUAGUUUAUCCCUUUUGAUACAUUUCAUUCUCUUGACUUAUUCAAAAUACUGAUUUUGGUUGCGUAAUACAGGAUGAUUGUGUGAUACUUAUUGCUUAUUUAUGUUCAUUAAGAAGCUUUUCUGUGUUAAGUUGACCUUGUAGCAAUAUUAAGAUGUUAGUGCUAGUAGUUGCCAUUGAAUAUAGAUCCUGCCUUUAGUAUUGACGGGGGCUCUGAAUUAUGAAUGUUACCAGAAGAUCAUCGGCAAUAAUGUUGAGCGUAAAUAGUGUCAAAUCUGUAAUGCGUUUACCAUAAGGCCUGAAUUAAAAUAUUAAAUAUUUGCCGUAAACUGACCGACCAUCAAAAAUAGGCCUUAUAUUCCAACAAGUUGUACAACCAUUUAUAUCUCUCCACAUAGACAAUUAUUGAAUUUCAGAUCCUUGAAGUUGAUUAUUUAUAGUACGUUAAUUUUGUUUUAUUUUUCGUUUGCAAAAGGUUUGUUUGCAAAUUGCUUUAAUUCAAGCAUAAAGUUAAUAUACCAGUGACUUAUACACUGGUAAUAGCAUCAUUUAAAUACCCUGUAGUAAGCAAUGACAAUGAGCGUGAUAUCUUACCAUAUUUAUCCAACAAUAAGCCCAUGCCUGUUAAUAAGCCCAUCCAUAUAUAUUGCAAUUCAGUAGAAACGAACAACAAAUUUUAAUUAAUUAACCUUCCCCUUCUUUGAGUUAGAGAUUAUGUGAUUAGGAAUUUAUGUUGUUGUUUUUUUUCUUUAAUGUAUUUAUUUUUCUUUUCGUCUUUUGUCUUCCAUUCAAGUAAACAAGUAAUGAAUGUAUAUCUCAAACAUGAGGACAAUGGACUAACAGUUUUAUCAGAAAAUUUUAGAAUUCAAUGAUUUUGGGGUGGCCUUAGGCCAGUAAAAAGUGUGAAUUAUUUUUCCCACUGCAAAAAGUUUUCUAAUGAGUGGGUUUCUGUAUCUGGUUAUGUCCCCUUGGCAGAUAAUGAGUCUUUAUCAGGUUGCAUCACCAGAGUAGAUUAAGAGUCUAUAUCACCCCCCAGGGUAGAAGCAUAAUAAAAGAAACAUUCUUUAUGAAUGAUAUGAUAAAUAAUAUGUCCAAUGACAGCCAAUGUAAUGCUUAAAGUAAACAUAGAUAGAAGUGCCAUGCUUUUGUCUUCAAAUAGCUGUAACACUGUAAGCCUAUAUUGGUGCAUUAUAUACAUGUAUAAUAAUUUCCUUGAGUCUUCAGUACUGUGUACAACUAUCUUAAUCCCCUUUUAUACCAAGAAGUUGUUUGAAGUCAGUUUCACAUGCGAACAAUUUAGUGUAUGAGUGUUGCAAUUUUAAUUAAAAAAAAAAAAAAAUAUCAUAAUUUACCUCAUUUUGAAGACCUAUUCCUAAAGGAAUAUGUUUUUGAAUAGUAUUGCUUCUACAAACUCCGCAGAAUUUGAAACUGUGUGUCCCAUGUGUGUUAAGGUGGCUUAUGUUAAACUCAUGUGUACACAGCCAAGCUGUAAAAGUGAUGCUUUUUCACUGUAUUAACAUAUCUUAUUAAUUUCAUACUUUUUGUUUGUGAUUUCUGUUUGUAUAUUUUUGUUUUGUCUAACCAUUGAUAAUGGAUAAACAUUAUGUUAUUGUGUUAUUCAAGAAUCUGUUGCCAUUUUAUCCUUGGUUGUAUUUUGUAUUUUUCCCACAAUAAGCCCACAUCUGGUAAUAAGCCCACUCAUAUACUUCGAAAUGCCAACAAAUGCUAUUUCGGUGUCCUGUAAAACGCCGGUCCAGCUACUAUGAGUUAGAGAUUAUGUGUUGCCCGUUGGCUUAUUGAAAGAUAAAAACAGACCAUGUUUUAUCAAUGGUGUCCCAUAAAAUGUCGUCGGAUUUAUCGGAGUGACAAUCUGACCAAUGAUGAAAUCCUAUAUUAACAUAAUAGCUAGGAUACCGGUAACAUAAAUGUUUUAAUCAGAAUGCUUUCAUAAUAUAAAUAUAUAUAUAGUAACCCUAUAGUUUGAUUUUAGCAAUAAUGAAUUUACAAUCACAGUUGAUGAUAAUGCAUAGCUUUCUGCAAGGAGACAUAUUUCUGAUCCCUUUUUUUAGUAUUUUUUAUUUAUUUAUUUCUAUCAGAUUUACAUUAUAGUGUUUGAAAUAUAUAUU
This is a messenger RNA of Mizuhopecten yessoensis (Yesso scallop), 8239 nucleotides long. RefSeq names its product UHRF1-binding protein 1-like. The transcript has 20 exons. The record is from RefSeq and is a predicted model, not a curated record. Bases 86 to 4675 code for a protein of 1529 amino acids. Lineage: Eukaryota; Metazoa; Mollusca; Bivalvia; Pectinida; Pectinidae.